AUGACAAAAACUAUCAAUGUAACAUCAACUUUCUCAACCACUCCUACAACAACCUCAAGUGCAGCACCAAUGUCAACAACUCAUGGAACAACCACCACUAUGCUUGACCUCAACACUCUUGAUGCAACAACACUUUUGGGUUCCACAGCCACCCCUCCAACAUCCUCACAUGCAGAAUCAAGCUCAACACCAGACGCAGCAAACACAACUUUGCCUGAAACCACGACAGUUGUUGGACAAACAAGAACUUUAGAUACCACCCCUCCAACAACCUUAAGUUUAGCACCAAUGUCAACAGCAACCUCAAAACCUGGUACUAUUGUUGCGACAACUGCAGAUGUGACAUCCACAACAACAAUCAAUCCUACAACUAUUGCUGUGACUGAAUCCAAAACAACACAUCCAAUGACAGCUGCUGUUGAAACAAAUACAACUUUGGCUUCUGAAACCACACUCACUACAAGUUAUCCAAAAACUAAUAUUGUGCUUGAAACCACAACACUUCCAACAACAACUAUAGGUGAGAAAACUACAGCUUUGGUUAACAAAACCACAACACUUUCAACUACAGGACCAACCACUUCAACUGAUGUAGUGGCUACAACUAUGCCUGACACCACAAGUAUUGGUGUAACAACAACUUUGGUUACAACGAGCAUCCCUCCAACAUCCUCAACUGUAGCAUCAAUGUUAACAUCUGAUGCAGCAACCAUAACUAUGCCUGAAACCACAACAACAAUUGGCACAACUACAUCUUUGGCAACCAUAAGCACACCUCCAACAUCUUCAGCUAUGUCACCAACUUCAGUAACUGAUGCAGCAAACACAACUUUGCCUGACUCACAAAAAACAACUAUUGGUUCAUCAAAAACAACUAUGGUUGCCACAACCACCCUUCCGGCAUCCUCAUCUAUAGCACCAAUGUUGACAUCUGAUGAAGUAACCACAACUCUCCCUGAAACAACAACAGUACUUCCAAGCACAUCUAUUGGUGCUAUGACAACAACAUUGGCUUCUGACAGCAGAGUGACUACAAAUCAUCCAAUACCCACUAAUGUGACUGAUACCACAAUACUUUCAACAAUAACUACUGAUGGAAAAAUUACAUCCUUAACUGUAGCACUCAUGUCAACAAGUGAUGCAGCAACCACAACCAUGGCUGAGACUUCCACAAAUAUUAGUGCAACAACAACAAAUUUGGCUACCACUAGUAUGCCUCCAGCAUCCUCAGCUAUAGCACGAACCACAACUAUGCCUGACACCAUACAAACAGUUGGUGCAACAACAACAAAUUUGAUUGAGACAACCACCCCUCCAACAUCCUCAACUGUAGCACCUUUAUCAACAACCAAUUCAGCAACAACAACUAUGCCUAAAUCUACAACAGUGCUUCCAACAUCAACUAUUGGUGCAACAGCAACAACUUUGGCUGGCAAAAGUACACCUUCAGCAUUCUUAUCUGUACUGCCAAUGUCAACAACUGAUGCAGGAGUCACAACUACAUCUGAAACAACAACAGUACUUAUAACAAAUGCUACUAUUGUUAAGACAACUACGACUUUGGUUUCCACAACAACAAGCAAUCCUACAACUGUGGCUGAAACCACAACAGCGCUUCCAAGUAUAGCUAAUGGUGAGACAGUAACAACUAUGGCCACAUCUCCAACAUCCUUAACUACAGAACAAACUUUGACUGCCACAACUACCCCUUCAACAUCCUUAAAUAUAGCAGCAACAUUGGCAAAUGAUACAGCAACCACAACUUCACCUAAAACAACAACAGUACUUUCAAAAACAACUAUUGGUUCAACAACAACAACUAUGGCUGACAAGAGUACCCCUCCAGCAUUCACACCUGUAGCAUCAACACUAACAACUGAUGAAGCAAUCACAACUAUGCCUAAAACAUCUACAGUACUUCCAACAACUUUUGGUGCAACAACAAAUUUGGCUACACCAUCUUUUCUAGCACCAACAUCUGGUGCAGCAACCACCACUUUGAUUAGGAGGGUGAGUUUUUACAUUCGGCUAAUUUUUAACACACGGGGCCCCAUACCAAGUGAGAGUGAUGUCCUACAGUUGGUCGACUCACAGCUGGCCACACGUCUCAGAACUAAACAAGACACAGCACAAACCCUGAGUGAUCCUGUGAGCUAUGUGAAUGCCAGCUAUGAGAACAUUGAUGAUAAUUCAUAUGCCAUCAAACUUGGGUUUGAGAUCAACAAUCCAUCCAUGGCAGAGAAACUUGAAUUCAGGAAUGGCAACUACACAUUUAUUCAAAACUCCAUUAAAAGAAAGCUGAACCAGAUCCUAAGUGACUCUGACACUUCUGUUGAGUUCAACAAAGCCAAUUUUGUGAAUAAUUCAAUGGAGGUCAUUGCUAAUGUGGAUUAUAUUUUCCUGCAACAAGACAUCAAGUCACCCAGUGUCUUCAUCCAAAAACUUCUCAAACUUAUGAAUGGCUUAACAACUCUAGCUCCACCAGUGAAUAAACCAACUCAGAACCCUGUAGAAACACCUAAUGUGAUUGGGAGGGUGAUUAUUUACAUUCGACUCAUAUUUAUCACACUGGGCCCUGUACCAAGUGAGGCUAAAAUAUUACAGUUGGCAAACUCUCUGCUGGCCGCACGUCUCAGAACUAAACGAGAAAUAAGAGCACAAAACUUAGCUACUCCUGUGAGCUUUGUAAAUGUUACUUACACAAAAAUUUCUGAUACGUCAUAUGCCCUGAAUUUUGGAUUUGAAAUCAGCAAUGUUACCAUGUCUGAGAAAGUUGAACUCAGGGAUAGCACAUAUAAAUUAAUCCAGGACUCUGUAAAUAAACUGCUGAACGAGAUCCUAUCAGAUCCCACAGCCACUCCAUUUGUGUUCAAAGAUACCAAUUUCACGGGUAAUUCCACCACUAUUCAGGCUGAUGUACAGUAUGUUUUCUCAGAAAAAGACAUCCAGAAACCUAGUGUCUUUCUCUACAUGCUUAUUGUGGUUAAUAAUGAGACUAUUAUCACAACUACACCUGCUGCAACAAGAACCACCUUUUACUCCACAGUGCUGAGCACUACAAUCACAAAUAACAGCACUAGUGCAGCAUGGGUUGUGGCCAUUAUUGUCCCCUGUGCUAUUGCCAUUAUCCUCGUACCUUGCUGGAUUCUCCUUUGUUGUUUGCUCUGUGGUUGCUGUACAGCAUUAAGAAGACGGUGGUCCAGAAGACAGUCAUACAACGUACAAUACACCACUCGAAACAGCCUUUUCUAGAGAACUUGAAACACAUUUAAAGAGAAACUGGAUUUCUUUUUUCUGAAACUAAUUACUGAUUACUUAUAUUACUAAUUCAAAUAGUGAUGGUUAUACUUUAAACUUUACAUUUUACUUUCUAUAAUGAUUAUGCUAUCUUAGAGCUUUUAUAAUACACUAUUUAUUCUCUUGCGCCUGUAUUGCUGGACAG
Messenger RNA from Labeo rohita (rohu), 3442 nucleotides. Its product is annotated as mucin-5AC. The coding region runs from base 1 to 3252 and encodes 1083 amino acids. The transcript is spliced from 12 exons. Lineage: Eukaryota; Metazoa; Chordata; Actinopteri; Cypriniformes; Cyprinidae. The record is from RefSeq and is a predicted model, not a curated record.